Pteronotus mesoamericanus is the source of this 4585-nucleotide messenger RNA. It is a transcript of the gene TRDN, whose product is annotated as triadin. Gene Ontology annotation, biological process: heart contraction; regulation of release of sequestered calcium ion into cytosol by sarcoplasmic reticulum; regulation of cardiac muscle cell membrane potential. Gene Ontology annotation, cellular component: junctional sarcoplasmic reticulum membrane; plasma membrane; sarcoplasmic reticulum. Bases 281 to 2359 code for a protein of 692 amino acids. NCBI's taxonomy places the organism in Eukaryota, Metazoa, Chordata, Mammalia, Chiroptera, Mormoopidae. Gene Ontology annotation, molecular function: signaling receptor binding. The transcript is spliced from 38 exons. The record is from RefSeq and is a predicted model, not a curated record.
AGAAGAGUCCUAGGGAGAUGAGGCUAUUUUUAUUCGAAGCUGAUACUUCUGCCUGAGCCACAAGUGCUGCUUGGAAAGGGCUCAGGUUGUUUCCAGGGGGAGAACUCUGCAGAGACAAAGUUCAGCAAGACAACAAAGGAGCAGCAGAAACAACCAGGAAAACGAAGAGCCCUCCCGUUGUCACACAGAACACCCCAUCAGAGUUCUCAAACCCUAAAGUAUUCUGCAAAGUGCCACUUGACCGGAACUUGUGGCCUGCCUUUUCCUUUCUGGAACCACCAUGACUGAGAUCACUGCUGAAGGAAAUGCGUCCACUACUACGACUGUUAUAGACAACAAAAAUGGAUCUGUGCCCAAAUCCCCCGGAAAAGUGCUGAAAAGGACAGUCACAGAAGACAUAGUGACCACAUUCAGCUCCCCAGCAGCCUGGCUUCUAGUCAUUGCUCUGAUAAUCACGUGGUCUGCUGUUGCUGUUGUUAUGUUUGAUUUAGUGGAUUACAAAAACUUUUCAGCAAGCUCUAUUUCCAAGAUUGCCUCAGAUCCUCUAAAAUUUGCACAUCAUGCUGUGGAGGAAACGACAGACUGGGUCUAUGGCUUCUUUUCUUUAUUGUCUGACAUCAUCUCGUCUGAGGGUGAUGAAGAAGAUGAUGAAGGGGAUGAGGACACUGAUAAAGGAGAAAUAGAGGAGCCUCCCUUGAAAAAAAAAGAAAUACGCAAAGAAAAAACUGAAAAGGAGGAUAAACCUGAAAAGAAAAUACAAACUAAAGUUACACACAGAGAAAAAGACAAAGUGAAAGAAAAAGAAAAAGAAAAAGAAAAACUUGAAAAGAAAGCAACUCACAAGGAAAAAAUAGAGAAAAAAGAAAAACCAGAAACAAAGACAGUGGCAAAAGAAGAGAAGAAACCCAAGACUAAGGAAAAGACAGAAGAAAAGACUAAAAAGGAACUGAAAGGUGGGAAACAGGAGAAAGUGAAGCAAACUGCAAAAGUGAAAGAAGUACAGAAAAUACCACCUAAACCCAAAGCAAAGGAUGAGAAAGAUGAGAAAGCUGUGUCCAAGCAUGAACAGAAAGAUCAGUAUGCAUUCUGUCGAUAUAUGAUUGACAUGUUUGUCCAUGGGGAUUUAAAACCAGGACAAAGCCCAGCCAUACCACCUCCAUUACCAACAGAGCAAGUUUCCAGAACCACUCCAGCUUCACCUGCUCUUGAAGAAAAAGAAGGGGAAAAGAAGAAAGCUGAGAAGAAAGUGACUUCUGAAACAAAAAAGAAAGAAAAAGAAGAUGUCAAAAAGAAAACUGAGAAGGAAACUACUACUGAUGUGAAAAAAAAAGAGGCAGGGAAAGCCCAUGAAACCAAACAAGGGGCUAUAAAAGUUGCAGCACAAGCUAAAAAAGAUGAAAAGAAGGAAGAUUCCAAGAAAACAAAAGCACCUGCAGAAGAACAACCCAAGGGAAAAAAACAGGAAAAAAAAGAAAAAGAUGUGGAAUCAGCAAAGCCACCAAAGAAGGAACAUCCAGCGCCAAGUGAAAAACAAGUAAAAGCAAAAAUCGAUCGAGGCAAAGAAGAGGUUGGUGCUGCCUCAACUAAAAAAGCUGUACCUGGAAAGAAGGAAGAAAAAACAACCAAGACAGUGGAGCAAGAAAUUAGAAAAGAAAAAUCUGGGAAGACUUCUUCAGUUCUGAAGGAUAAAGAGCCUAUUAAAGAGAAAGAAGUGAAGUUGCCAGCUUCCCUAAAGGAAAAAGAACCUGAAACUAAAAAAGAUGAAAAGACAUCCAAAGCAGAGUCAAUGAAAUCUCCAUCAAAAUCCCAGCAAGGCAAAGAAGUCAAGCCUAAGCCUUCACAGCCACAACUAAAAAGAGAAGAGAAGUUAGAGCCACAAGUUACAAAAGAAACAAAAUCAGAACAAGACACAGUGAAACCAGAAAAGACUGUUUCUCACGGUAAACCAGAAGAAAAAGGUGCCAAGCAGGUAAAAGCUACCCCAAUAGAAAAAACAGUCAAGGCUAAACCAGCAAAAAAAGCUGAACAUCAAGAAAAAGAAUCUCUACCUAUAAAAACAGACAAAUCAAAACCAACUCUAAUGGAAACAUCAGAAGUCAGAGAAUCAGGUAAGUAUUCAGAAAAACCUGCAAGAGUAUCAGAAGAUUCUGAAGAGGUUCCAGCCUCAAAGAACACUAAAGAAGAAGCUGAAGAAGUGUCUUCCACAAAGAAGCAAAAAAGUCCUAUCAGUUUCUUCCAAUGUGUCUACCUGAAUGGUUACAAUGGCUAUGGAUUUCAGUUUCCUGUCACUCCUGCACAGCACCCUGGAGAGAGCUCUGGCCCAUCAAGUUCUCCAGGACAGAAGCAACAAGGACAAUAGACACACAUGGGCUUUAAGACUGAGAAUAGGAUCUUCCCUUUGUCCACAGUGGCAGAGACAACUGAAAUUUAAAAAUUGGGGGGAUUUCUUUGAAAAUAUUUUACUUUUCCACCUGGUAUAGAAAAAAAGUGGGCAAAGGGAUUGAGUAAUAAGCAGACAUGUUGAAGGGUCUGGAGCUCAAGAAUCUGCUAUUUGUGUUUGUUGCUGGCGUGGGUGUUUAUAUAUUUUUUCUAUUUCCACUCACCUUAGGGCUGUUCACAAAUUAAUUUGAAGUUUACUUAAUAAUGGUCUUUUAGAUGUAAUUGAUACAGUUAUAACAUCAAAUUCCUGAUUUCAGUUAGAUAUGCAUUUUUAAAUAAAAACAUAGACUAUGCCUAAGUUUAAAGAGUACAUGAACUUAUAUAAAAGCUACGAUUUUGCAUCAUGUAGGUAUUUAAAUUUAAUUUACCAAUAAGCUGAUGUUUAAUAGUUUAAUUUUAUUUAUGUCUAUUUUUAUUUUGGUUGUGACUAUGGUCUGAGACUGGGUUACAGUUGUACCAAAGAGUGCUGUAUUUUCCUUGUGAUGCUCCUUUAGAGCUCAAAAAUGUCUUUGAACUUCAGGCAUGACAAAAAGGAAUAGAAAUGUUUGAUAAAUCUUAUCUCUAAGACAUUCACUCUAGUGAAAAUACACUACCCAAUUAGGCAGGUCUGGUGAAUCAUUUGUGUAAAAUAUAGGCAAAUGAGAUGUAGAAUUUUCAGAUCUCUCCAGACUAUGACCUAAAGAAAGUAUCACCUGGGUGAAAUUUUAGAUCAGUCACUAAAUUUGGGUGACAGAUGCAAGAGUAUUUUCAUUUCACUUUAAUAGGAUCCUUCUAUGGAAUUAAAUAGUUUUUUUUUUUCUCAAAAAGAAAAAAUACAAGUGUCAUCAAACUUGAAGGAACGUAUUUUAAACAUAAGUGCAUCAUGAUACGUCUUACUUGUUUCUUUGGUAAUUGGUUAUCAGUGCCAAUGAAAUGAAUGACAGUCUUUAACUUACUUGACAACACAUCAUUGGGAGUGACUAUUGUGGUUUUGCUAUCUUUUGUCUCCCAAUGAUAUAAACAUUUGUGUUCUUUACCACAUUUUCUUAUCAGCUCCAACAGUCUUGCCACUGUGAUCUCUUUAUGUUUACAGUUGCAACUCAACUUAUGUCAAAUUAACUCAGGAAAUAAAUUGAGUUAUUUUUUCUAGCAUUGUAUUUACUUUCUGGCAAGGUAGCCAGAGCCAAUAGGCGAUUUAUUUUCAAGGACUGCAACUACCUAAGUUCUUUAAUUCCAAGAUUUACAACACUGGUUUACUAAAAUAUCGUUAGACUAGGGCAUCAGUAAUGCAUUUGUUACUGAUAAUGGACUUUCAGUGACUUUUGUGAGAGCAGUAGGUCUCAGCCACAUGCUGAUAGACCUAACUCACCCCACAAAGGCCAACAUUACAAUGAACCAAGAUUAAUGACACUCCUUAUGGGGGGCCUAGCAAUGUGUACUAUCAGGACUGACCAGGUGAUACCAUCUUGCAAAGCCCCUUUAUGUAGCAUGGAAACUUGUGAUAGGACAGUGGAUAGAGUUUAUUGUUCAACUGCUACUCCAGCUUGUCCAAUUCAGUGAGAAAAGGUAAUAGAGAGAAAAUACAGGGAUUUUUUUUUAGACUUCAUAGAACAGAAUGAUUUAGUCAUUCAUUCUUUCAUUCAAUGACUAUUUAUGGAGCACUUACUCUUCCUAGUGCACUGUGUUAGGCACUGGACUGUAUCAGAGAAAUAUUGGAGAUAAAUUCUCUUACUAGUUUUAUCCUGACACAUGUAGCCUUGGAAAACUUACUAAACAUUCUAUGCUUGUUUCCCAAUAUGUAAAAUGGGAAUUUCACAACAACCAACCUUAUACACAGAUACACUGUGGACACUAACAACAUAUCUUAAUAUAAAUACAACAUCAAAAUUAGUUCCUCAGAUAAUACUUUUGGAUGUUUUCUCUCUGAGUGCUUUUCUACAUAUUACUGUUUCAUUCUCAUUAUAAAAAUUACUUGAUAAAAAGUAAAAUAUGAUAAUUUAUUAUAAUUAAAUUGUAGGCAAACCAGUUAGGAUUUAUUAGUAAUAAUAAUUAAUUAAUUGUUAAGGCUUAUCUGCUUAAAGUUAUAAUGAUGAUAGCACAUGAGAAUAUUAAUGAAACUCUUUAUUUGUUUGUAUGGUUCCACCAAAUAAAGUAUUUCUAGUCCUUU